Molecule: messenger RNA, 1470 nt
Organism: Grosmannia clavigera kw1407
Lineage: Eukaryota; Fungi; Ascomycota; Sordariomycetes; Ophiostomatales; Ophiostomataceae
Product: arf GTPase activator
Exons: 5
Coding region: 1-1470 (489 amino acids)
Biological process (GO): COPI coating of Golgi vesicle
Molecular function (GO): GTPase activator activity
Source: RefSeq, a predicted model, not a curated record
AUGAGCGGCCUCGCGACCAAGCAGCAGUCGCUCAAGAUCUUCGAGAAGCUCAAGUCCAAGCCGGCCAACAAGGUCUGCUUCGACUGCGGCCAGAAGAACCCCACGUGGACAUCGGUGCCUUUUGGUAUCUACCUCUGUCUGGACUGCUCCGCCAACCACCGCAACCUCGGGGUGCACAUCUCGUUUGUCCGCUCGACCAAUCUCGACCAAUGGCAAUGGGACCAGCUGCGGGUCAUGAAGGUGGGCGGUAACGAGUCCGCGACCAAGUUCUUCCAGCAGAACGGCGGCUCAGCAGCCCUUAACAGCAAGGACUCCAAGACGAAGUACCAGUCUGCUGCUGCCACCAAGUAUAAGGAGGAGCUGAAGAAGCGGGCGGCACGCGAUGCCAAGGAGUAUCCCGAAGAGGUCAUCGUCGACGGGGAUGUUUCAGAGGCGUCCAAAACCCCGUCCGGCGAGGCCGAGGACGACUUCUUUUCCUCCUGGGACAAGCCCAGCAUCAAGAAGCCCACGCCACCCAUUUCCCGCACCGCCACGCCGCCCGUGGUCGGCCGCACGCCAUCGCCAUUUCUCAGUGCCGGCGGCAAGGAUAGCAUAUCACGAUCGACGUCACCGCUGGCUGGCAACAGUUCCGACACGUCCAGCGUGGCGAAGCCGGCCGCCAGCCGCAUCACGCACUCGGCCGCGCUCAAGAAGACGACCCUCGGCGGUGGUGCCCGGAAGGCCAACGUGCUGGGGGCCAAGAAAGCGCCGAAGCUCGGCGUCAAAAAAGUCACGGUCGACCUGAUCGACUUUGACGAGGCUGAGAAGAAGGCUAAGGAGGAGGCCGAGCGGAUCGAGAAGCUGGGCUACGACCCGGAUGGCGAGGAGGAGUCGGCUGCAUCGGCUGUCAAGGCUGCUAGUGCCAAGUCGGGUGCAACCACGAUUGUGUCGCCGACGCCCGUCAAUGCUACACGCGGAGCGGCAUCGCACAGCCGGGAGAAGUCGGCGUCGGAGAUGGAGCGGCUGGGCAUGGGCAUGGGCCGGUUAGGAUUCGGCCAGGUGGGCGGACGUGGCGGCGCAGCUGCGGCCUCGUCGUCAGCGGGAAAGAGGAACAUGGGAGGCUUCGGGUCCGUGGGCCCGAUCAAGUCCUCUGACGACGACGAAAAGUUUGCCCGCAGCAAGUUUGGCAACCAAAAGGCCAUCUCGUCGGACGAGUAUUUUGGCAAGGGCACGUACGACUCGGCCGUGCAGAACGAGGCAAAGCAGCGGCUGCAGGGCUUCGAGGGGGCCACGUCGAUCUCGUCCAACGCGUACUUUGGCCGGCCGGACGAGGAGGCGGAGGAGGAAUACGGCGACCUGGAGUCGGCAGCCAAGGAUUUUGUGCGCAAGUUUGGCAUCACAGCCGGCGACGACCUCGACAACCUGACGCAUGCGUUGGGUGCCGGCGCGACGAAGCUGCAAGGAGCAAUCCGGAAUUACCUGGGCAACUGA